Messenger RNA from Prorocentrum cordatum, 216 nucleotides. The record is from the annotation of a GenBank genome assembly. Lineage: Eukaryota; Dinophyceae; Prorocentrales; Prorocentraceae.
GACCCGUCCGACAAGGGCCCCUCGGCGUUCGCCUUCUUCCAGCUGGCCCGCACUCCCGAUCACCAGAGCGCCUUCUUCGUGAUUGAGAACCAGUGUUUCGCGGUCCGCCAGGGCCUCACCGCGGUCGUGGACGCCGCCAAAGUUGCCCACGGGAUGUGGGCCCCGCGCGAUUGCCAGUGGCCUUUCAUUGGCUGCGCUUUUGUGCGCAAGCAGUGA